ACAGUUAAUUCAUAUUUUUGAAAGUUUGAAUUUACCAAGGAGGAACUCAUCUCUCAUUGGAUAGUUUAAAAUAGUCAAGUACCUGCUAGAUAUAAAUCCCGUCUCGUAUAUACAUACUAGGUACCCAGGCAGGUACUAGUAGGUACGCAUACGCAGUUUUGAUAUCUCAGCCAGAUAAAUACACGACCUUGCAAAGUAAAUAUCCAAACUCUUGUUCCCUUCGGAGAAUAAGAGACGACAUGACAACUCCUAGAGCAAAGGAACAUUCUUCUCCCUCAAUGGCUCCCACCAAUCAACCCCAAGGCCCCAAAUCGGGUGAUUUGCCUCCUGAGUUGAUGGAUAUUAUAAAGCCUGCUCUUCAAUUUGGUGGCCUUUCUGCACUUUCUGGCACUAUAAUUGGUGGAUUUUCUGGUAUCCUCGUGUCUCAAACUCCAGUUCUCUUCGCCGUCGCCAGUUCUAUUCAAUGGGGCAUUCUUGGUACCACCUUCUGGGGAACCCGCACUGCCCUUCUUUCCCGUUAUAGGACCGCGUCUAUACACCCGACGCCGCAAGAGAAAGCGCUUUCAACUUCUCUGGCCGCUUCUCUUGCUGGCGCUACUGGAGGUAUACUACGCGGCCCGAAGAAUAUUCUGCCUGGGUUUGUCGUUUUUGGAGCCGCUGGAUAUGUGGGACAAAAGAUCUACGAUGCUGUGGACGAGAGAAAGAUGGAGGAGUUGAGGUUAGAGGAAGGUAGGAAUAGAAAUAGUGGAGACGAUUGGAUGAACUCGAAAUGGGUGCCGUGGAAAAAAUUAUCUGAUGACGAGUAUGAAGGAAUGUUGAAGGAAAGACUGUUAAAGGUUGAUGCGGAGAUUGCAAUUCUAGACGAAAGUCUGCAGGCUUUGCGAGAACAGCAGAGCAACGAGACUGGAAAGCUUCAAGGAACAGCUGAAAAGAAUCAUUAGCUUCCUGUCUAGCUUCUUUACACCAUUGAAAAAGAAUCAUCGGCUACGUGAAAUUUUAGCAUUGAGUUAUUUGUAGCCUGCA
Molecule: messenger RNA, 1023 nt
Organism: Botrytis byssoidea
Lineage: Eukaryota; Fungi; Ascomycota; Leotiomycetes; Helotiales; Sclerotiniaceae
Exons: 3
Coding region: 240-941 (233 amino acids)
Source: RefSeq, a predicted model, not a curated record